GGAUAGAGAAUACAUCAUUAAUUGGAGGAAAUUUCGCUAAGUGCAAUAUGAAUGAAUCAGAAUUCAACAACGUUGAUAUAAGUGGAGUCAAUUUUAAUGGUGCACUUCUCUUCAAUUGUAAAUGGAAGAACAUCAGAAUCCACGAACUAAAUUAAUUGGUUGGUCAUGGUGGUAGUAUUAAUGUAAUCUGCUUUUCACCUGAUGGAACUACUUUAGCAUCUGGAAGUGGAGAUAACUCGAUUCGUUUAUGGGAUGUUAAGAGCGGAUAAUAAAAUGGCAAAUUGGAUGGUCAUAGUAAUGGUGUUUACUCAGUAUGCUUCUCACCAGAUGGAAAUAAUUUAGUAUCUGGUAGUGGAGAUAAAUCUAUCCGUAUAUGGGAUGUCAAAACAGGAAAAUAAAAAGCUAAAUUUGAUGGUCAUAAUAACUUUGUAUAUUCAGUAUGCUUCUCACCAGAUGGAACUACUUUAGCAUCUGGAAGUGGAGAUAACUCGAUUCGUUUAUGGAAUGUUAAAACAGGAUAAUAAAUGGUCAAAUUGGAUGGUCAUGAUAGAUGUGUCAAUUCAGUAUGCUACUCACCAGAUGGAACUAACUUAGCAUCUGGUAGUGAAGACAAGUCUAUACGUAUUUGGGAUGUUAAGACAGGAUAAUAAAAGGCUAAAUUUGAUGGUCAUAAUAACUUUGUAUAUUCAGUAUGCUUCUCACCAGAUGGAACUACUUUAGCAUCUGGAAGUGGAGAUAACUCAAUUCGUUUAUGGGAUCUUAAGACAGGAUAAUAAAAAGCCAAAUUAUAUGGUUUAAGUAGUUGUAUCAACUCAGUAUGCUUCCUAAGAGAUGGAACUACUUUAGCAUCUGGUAGCCAAGAUAACUCAAUACGUUUAUGGAAUGUUAAGACUGGAUAAUUAAAUACCAAAUUAGAUGGUCACUCUAGUUAUGUCAAAUCCGUAUGCUUUUCACCAGAUGGAAAUACUUUAGCAUCUGGUAGUAAUGAUAAGUCUAUCCGUUUAUGGGAUAUUAAGACUGGAUAAUAAUAAGCCAAAUUAGAUGGUCAUAGUGAUAAUGUUCGAUCUGUAUGUGUCUCACCAGAUGGUACUACACUAGCAUCUGGUAGUCAUGAUAACUCAAUCCGUUUAUGGGAUAUUAAGACUGGAGAAUAGAAAGCUAAAUUGAAUGGUCAUAGUCAUUUUGUCCUAUCAGUAUGCUUCUCACCAGAUGGAACUUAAUUAGCAUCUGGUAGUGUAGAUAACUCCCUUCGUUUAUGGGAUGUUAAGACAGGAUAAUAAAAAGCAAAAUUGGACGGUCAUUAUAAUGAGGUCAACUCAGUAUCGUUUUCACCAGAUGGAAAUACUUUAGCAUCUUGUAGUGUAGAUAACUCCAUUCGUUUAUGGGAUGUUAAGACAGGAUAAUAAAAAGCCUAAUUGGAUGGUCAUGAUAGAUGUGUCAAUUCAGUAUGCUUCUCGCCAGAUGGAACCACAUUAGCUUCUUGUAGUCAUGAUAACUCGAUCCGUUUAUGGAAUGUUAGAAAUGGGUAAUAAAAAGCCAAAUUGGAUGGUCAUAGUAAAUUUGUCUUAUCAGUGUGCUUCUCACCUGAUGGGACCAAUUUA
Molecule: messenger RNA, 1601 nt
Organism: Paramecium sonneborni
Lineage: Eukaryota; Ciliophora; Oligohymenophorea; Peniculida; Parameciidae
Source: the annotation of a GenBank genome assembly